Messenger RNA from Thalassophryne amazonica, 4740 nucleotides. RefSeq names its product eph receptor A3 (gene epha3). Gene Ontology annotation, biological process: axon guidance; protein phosphorylation; cell surface receptor protein tyrosine kinase signaling pathway. NCBI's taxonomy places the organism in Eukaryota, Metazoa, Chordata, Actinopteri, Batrachoidiformes, Batrachoididae. Bases 80 to 3064 code for a protein of 994 amino acids. The record is from RefSeq and is a predicted model, not a curated record. Gene Ontology annotation, cellular component: plasma membrane; neuron projection. Gene Ontology annotation, molecular function: protein binding; transmembrane-ephrin receptor activity; ATP binding. The transcript is spliced from 17 exons.
GAGAGGGAGCAGAGAGGAGAGGAGUCGCUCUCACAUCAGUCAGUGGCUUCAUGGAGUUAUGUACCUCUGAUCCGCCGCCAUGGAUUGCCCUCCGCGAUUACUUUUCCUCAUUUUACCGCUUUUGUUGUCGUGCGUCCUCCCGGUGUUUGCCAUCAUCUACCCUCCUAAUGAAGUCAAUCUGUUAGACUCAAAAGCAAGCCAAGGGGAGUUAGGAUGGAUUUCGUACCCAUCACAUGGGUGGGAGGAGAUCAGCGGGGUGGAUGAGCACUACACCCCCAUCAGGACCUUCCAGGUCUGCAAUGUGAUGGAGUACAGCCAGAACAACUGGCUUCGCACCAACUGGAUCCCACGCCGGUCGGCGCAGAAAAUUUACGUGGAGCUGAAGUUCACCCUGAGAGACUGCAACUCCAUCCCGCUGGUCCUCGGCACCUGCAAGGAGACCUUCAACCUCCUCUACCUGGAAACUGAUGACGAUCAGGGCAGUCACUUCCGAGAGCACCAGUUUUCCAAGAUUGACACCAUUGCUGCCGAUGAGAGCUUCACCCAAAUGGAUCUCGGCGAUCGCAUUCUGAAGCUCAACACGGAGGUGCGUGAGGUGGGGCCCAUGACCAAGAAGGGCUUCUACCUGGCGUUCCAGGAUGUGGGUGCAUGCGUAGCGUUGGUUUCGGUGAGGGUUUACUUCAAGAAGUGUCCGUACACUGUGAGGAAUCUGGCCUCCUUCCCCGACACGGUGCCGAUGGACUCCCAAUCGCUGGUGGAGGUGAAAGGUUCCUGCGUCAAUCAUUCAAAAGAGGAGGAACCUCCACGAAUGUACUGCAGCACAGAGGGGGAGUGGCUUGUUCCCAUUGGGAAGUGUCUCUGUAACCCAGGAUACGAAGAACGAAGCAGCACCUGCCAAACAUGCAGGGCCGGUUUCUACAAAUCUGCACUUGGAAAUACAGAGUGUUCAAAAUGCCCACCUCAUAGUUUGUCUCACCACGAGGGGGCACUGCACUGCAGUUGUGAGAAGAACUUCUUCCGUGCUGACGGUGACCCCGCCUCCAUGGCAUGUACCCGUCCUCCUUCAGCUCCUCGGAAUGUGAUAUCAUCCAUCAAUGAGACUUCGGUCAUCCUGGACUGGAGCUGGCCUGAAGACACGGGUGGCCGCCGGGAUAUCAUCUUCAAUGUUGUCUGUAAACGCUGCCGCGGCGGGAGUGCAAAUAACAGUAACGGUGGUGGCCACCGUUGUGAGCCAUGUCGGAGCAAUGUGCGAUUUCUGCCAAGAGCUAAGGGCCUCCACAACACCACAGUGACAGUGGCCGACCUACUUGCUCACACCAACUACACCUUUGAGAUUGAGGCCCAAAAUGGUGUAUCAGCACUGGCACCCAAGAUGAGGCAAUAUGCUGCUGUUACUAUCACCACCAAUCAAGCCGCUCCCUCUCAAGUAACCGUGAUCAGAAAGGAGAAAACAUCUCGAAAUAGCGUUUUCUUGUCUUGGCUGGAGCCAGAGAGACCCAACGGCAUCAUUCUCGACUAUGAGAUCAAAUACUACGAGAAGGAGGAGCAAGAGACCAGUUAUACCAUCCUCCGUGCUCGGGGAUGUAACGUGACUCUAAGUGGUUUGAAGGCCAACACUGCCUACCUGCUGCAGAUCAGAGCUCGAACUGCAGCUGGAUACGGCGCAAGUAGCCUUAGUUUCCAGUUUGAGACCAGCCCUGAUUCAGCCUUCUCCAUCUCCAGUGAAAGCAGCCAAGUUGUUCUGAUUGCCAUUUCCGCUGCCGUGGCCAUCAUCCUGCUGACUGUGCUGCUCUAUGUCCUGAUUGGCAGGUUUUGUUGCCGCAGCAAAUCCAAACAUCCUGAUGAGAAAAGACUACACUUUGGCAAUGGCCACCUGCAUCUGCCAGGUAUCCGGACCUACGUGGACCCUCACACAUAUGAGGACCCCAGCCAGGCUGUGCAUGAGUUCGCCAAAGAAUUGGACGCCUCCUGCAUUGCCAUUGAUAAAGUGGUUGGAGCGGGUGAGUUUGGAGAAGUCUGCAGUGGUCGCCUGAAGCUGCCCAGUAAGAAGGAGAUCUGCGUUGCCAUAAAGACACUUAAGGGUGGAUACACAGACAAACAGAGGCGGGACUUUCUUGCCGAGGCAUCAAUAAUGGGACAGUUUGAUCACCCCAACAUCAUCAGGCUGGAAGGGGUGGUAACACGCAGUAAACCUGUGAUGAUUGUCACAGAAUACAUGGAGAAUGGAUCUCUCGACAGCUUUUUGAGGAAACAUGAUGCCCAGUUUACAGGCAUCCAGUUGGUUGGAAUGCUGCGUGGCAUUGCCUCAGGUAUGAAGUACCUGUCAGACAUGGGCUACGUUCACCGAGAUCUGGCAGCUCGAAACAUCCUGGUCAACAGUAACCUGGUGUGCAAAGUGUCAGACUUUGGUCUUUCUCGAGUCCUGGAGGAUGACCCAGAGGCAGCAUACACCACCAGAGGAGGUAAGAUCCCCAUCCGGUGGACAGCUCCAGAGGCUAUUGCCUACAGGAAGUUUACAUCAUCAAGCGAUGCAUGGAGUUAUGGCAUUGUGCUCUGGGAAGUGAUGUCAUAUGGGGAACGACCAUACUGGGAGAUGUCCAAUCAAGAUGUGAUAAAGGCUGUAGAUGAGGGUUACCGUCUCCCUCCACCUAUGGACUGCCCUGCAACCCUCUACCAGCUAAUGUUGGACUGUUGGCAGAAGGAAAGGAACAAUCGACCUAAGUUUGAACAGAUUGUCAGCAUCUUGGAUAAACUCAUCCGCAACCCCAGUAGUCUAAAAAUCACUGCCAACACCACAUCCAGGCCAGCCAACUUGUUGUUAGACAGGAGCAGCUCAGAAGUUCCCUCAGUGGGUUCGAGGGCUGACUGGAUGGAUGGGAUGAGGACGUUGCCCUGCAAGGAGGCAUUCUCCGGGGUCAGCUACAGCUCCUGUGACACGCUGGCCAAGACCUCCACAGAGGAUCUAAAAAAGGUUGGGGUGACCAUUGUUGGAACCCAGAAAAAGAUCGUGAGCAGCCUCAAGGCCUUGGAUUCCCAUACCAAGAAUGGACCAGUACCUGUUUAAAAAAAUGAAAUGAAUAACAACAUGAAUAAACACCAGUGACCUGUCUGCCAGUCUGUACUAACAGACUGCGGUCUCUGCUCUCCAGUCUCCAGUAAAUGAAGGAAUUAUUGGACAGUAUUCAAAUGAGGGUUUUGAUUGUUCCCCUCAAAGACGAUAUCAAGCCCUGUUUGUGAAACGGGGAAAGUUGUGUACAUUCUGCUCAGCUCUUGAAGUGGCUGACUCUACAACCUUUCAAUCUUCCAUACCCAAGUUGAGAUGCCUUACAGACCAAUGGGGGGUAGAGAGAGCAGCGUAGAGCCAAGGAUGCCUGGAUGGAUUACAGACUGUAUCUGGAUUGAGACACAAGGCAGGGAUUGGACAAAUUUAAUACCAGAGUUUCCCAGUGUUGACUGAGCAAGACAGUGAGAGGUCUAUGAUGGACAGAUGUGCUCACUGUCCCCUCCCAGGUCAUGGAUAAGGUGAUGAAAUGGUUUAAAUGCCUUGUCCUGAGGAGCAUAGUGGAUGGCAGGAGCUCAUCCAGACAUGAAGACUUCCUGAAUUAAUUCAAUCUGAGUUUUUAUUUUAACUACCUACAUUUACUGUGUUUAUCCAUAACAGAUCUGAGCUGGUAUUCACACCUAGUCAAUAAUCGAGCCAUUGUAUUCUGUAGCUCUAUCCUAUAGUGUUUGCAUUCAGUAGACGUAUCACAUUAAAGCAAUAAUUAUGAUGAUUAAGUUAUGUAGUUUUAUCAUCACAAUGUAUUGAACGCUGUGCAUUGAAGAUACAGGGGACAUAACAUUUUUUUUUAAGGUGACAUCUUGACAAUUUGUUCAAUGUGCACAUGAAAAGAUCUUGUAUAGUUACUGCAAUGCCCUGUGCGAAAUCUCAGGAUGUACAUGUUCAUUCUAUUUUCUAUAACAGUGGGGAAAAGCCAGCAAGACCUUGAAGCAGAGCCAUGAAUUGAAAGUAUAUCCUGUAGGUAAGAGGGGAACAAGAAAAAUGGGGAUGCUGCAGAAGAGAAAGAAAAAUCUUUAAGCAACAGCAUUCAGUUUUCUGUUCAUUGUUGUUCUGCUGCUAAGUGGUUUAAAUUAUUAGCAAUUACUUGUUUAUUCUUCAGGGAAGACGAGGUACAACACCAUCCAGAAUUUCUUUUGAAUUGGGAUAUUCUGUACGAAUGGGUUUUUUGUAUGUUUCUUAGAAAUUAAUUCAGUUGAUGUCAUCACUGAUAGUUUGUUCAAAUCUAUACCAAGUUUCUAUUUUUUUCCGAAUCAGUGGACAAACCAUAACUUACUAACAAAUCCCAUAUGGGAACACUAAUUUUCUUCAUUCAUCCGGAAUGCACUCACAGAAGAACUCUUUUGCUAGUUUACAAAUAUAUUUGAGUCCAUAAUUCCUGGAGUUGCAGUUAUUGCAUAGUGUCCUGUGCCUCCUGAAAUUAGACACGUUUGUAUUUGGUGGUGUCAAGUAAUGACAUUGUCAGCACUCUUAAGUAAGGUUAACCUCUAUGACAGUAGAGCAACAUGGCUGGGCAUCUGACUUGUGUCUUAGUUUGAAGCAAUGCUGUACUUUUUAUUUUACUGAGAUUUUUGGUUAGUAUUAUGGUUGACUUAAGCCUACUGCAUACUCCAGCAGAUGAUGGUUCCACGGCGCCAGUUCAACCAUGUUUACAAAAGUAUAUGAAUAACCCACAAGGAGAA